Messenger RNA from Nymphalis io (European peacock), 2121 nucleotides. RefSeq names its product E3 ubiquitin-protein ligase Rnf220 (gene RNF220). Gene Ontology annotation, molecular function: ubiquitin protein ligase activity. The record is from RefSeq and is a predicted model, not a curated record. Bases 223 to 1317 code for a protein of 364 amino acids. NCBI's taxonomy places the organism in Eukaryota, Metazoa, Arthropoda, Insecta, Lepidoptera, Nymphalidae. Gene Ontology annotation, biological process: protein ubiquitination. The transcript has 8 exons.
UCCCAUCCAAUAAAAAAAAACACUAAGCGUUUAUUUAUUAUUGUUUCAGUUACAAUAAUUAGUGUAAAUUACGUAAAUAAUGACGGCGGUGUCGACAAGACGACUUUGUACAUCAUCAUCGAACUUCUAUAAACGGUGUUAAAUAAUCAAAUAAUAAUUUAAUUCAACAAAAUUCGCGAUGUUAUUAGAUUUUGAACUGUGAAUCAACAACAAACAUUUGAAAUGUUACCCGUAGUUAUGUAUAACAUGGAAGGAAGUUCAAACACAAUUCCAAAUUCGAAUUUUGGUUCGGUUUUCGAUGAUAACGUAAUUUUAAACUGCGUUAGGAGUAGAAAAAAAGUAACAGAACUUCCAAAUUGUCCUGUUUGCAGCUGUACUAUCAGACAGGGUGAAUUAGAUACUCACUUAUGUCUGGAAGUAGAGAGGCUAAAUAAACUUUCUAAUGGUGGUUCUAAACGUAAGUUAAGUGCAAAUAGCCCGGGUAGUUCUAAUCCAAUGCCUGGAUCUAGUUCUAGUGUUGAUAAUCAGAGUGAUAUCGAUGUGAGCGGAUGCCUCGGUAGCGAUGUUUAUCAGCGAGUUCACACGAAUCGCCUCAAAAGACUACGGGCUCGUCGACGAAGUCCCCCCCCACAGCAGGGGGAGUGUCCGGUGUGUAAUGCAACUCUACCCGUCUCGAGACUGCAGAGGCACGCUCUACGCUGUCUCAAACGAACAGGAGCGGAGAUGGAUGAAGACAUACCCGAUACGAGCUCGGAAGACGGAAGCAUUGAUGUCGAGAACGAUGAGCCGUCGGGCUUCGGUGCGGAGUACCAGUGGUGCGGCGAGUGGCGCGUGCGCGCGGCGGCGCUGCAGGGCUCCGAGGCGCGCCCCGCCACCUGUGUGCGCCGGGCCUCCACCGACCGCGCUCUGGUGGUAGACGGCGAUGAAGACGCCGAACUGUACGGGCCGCCACAGUAUUCACCAUCACGUAUUGCGCUGGAUGCAGAUAUCCCCGUUGAUGAAGAUGAGACAGAACAGAACGCGGGUAACGUGAUGCAGGAGCCGACCUCGAAACCGAAUGGUUUAGUGGAAGCGAGUGCCGAGACCAGAAUACAGGCUUUGAAAGAAAAAAUUAAAGAUUUGGAGAAAAAACAGAAUUCAUCUUUAGAAGCUAAAUGCCUUAUCUGCCUUGGACCCUAUAUGUCACCGGCCGUCUCCAUCCAGUGCUGGCACGUCUACUGUGAGAUAUGUUGGCUGCAAUCGCUUCGUGCUAAAAAAAUAUGUCCUCAAUGCAAUGCAAUCACCACAGCGGACCAUCUCAGGAGGAUAUAUAUGUGAACUGUUAUGAUAUUAGCUCAAUUAUAUAAUAAUAAUUUAUUUUUGUCAGCCUGGAAUGUGUAAUAAAUAAAUAAUUACAUAUAACCGAUCUUGUUAGCAGGAAUAAAGAUAAACAGCUUGACCUUCAAUUGACAUUUCGUCAUUAAUAACCUGUGGUUGUGUUUUAAUUUUUUUUUUAUACUAUAGGAAGGCGCACGAUCAUAUGGGCCACCUGAUGGUAAGUGGUCACCAAACCCUUUGACAUUGGCAUUGUAAGAAAUGUCAUUUGCUUACAUAGCCAAUGCGCCACCAACCUUGGGACCUAAGAUUUUAUGUCCCUUGUGCCUGUAAUUACACUGGCUCACUCAUCCUUCAACCAGAACACAACAAUAACAAGUAUUGCUGUUUUGCUGUAGAAUAUCUGAUGAAUGGGUGGUACAUAACCAGACGAGCUUGCACAAAGCUUUACCAUCAGUAAAUUUGUUGUGGAUUCGUGAAACAAUGACGUUUAGAAUAUUAGUGUCGUUAUAAGUACUUUGGAAGUGAAAUUAAAUUGGAUAUAAAUAACUACUUAACUAAUAUAUAUUAUUCUAGAACUGUUUCUAGUAUAUAGUAUGGCAGAGCUAUUAGCAAAUAGCUUGAAAUAUAUAAGAUUUGUUUAUAUUUAUUCCUGUUAUUGAAAUAUAUAUAAUAAGGUCUGUCGUCUGUCGGUUCAAAAUAAUUGUUUCAAAGAAUAUGCCUUGGAUGAAGUUUAUACAAUAAUAAUAAAUGUAGGUUAGUUUUAGUUUAUUUACUGUGUAAAUAAAUUGUAUUUUUUCUAUGUAA